GGGAAAUUGUGCAGAUUCGCAACGACAACCGACACCAGCGACGCUGCCGCUGCGGUUCUGAAACAAACUUUUUUUCGACAUCGAUUUACGGAAGCGGUGUGAGCAGACGGACUCUUUUUCACGAACGAAAAAUAGAAAUAACGCUUCCACGCGUAAUGUCUGUGGUGCUAGUGCAAUAAAAUAUAGGAAGGGACGUUAGUGCGCGCUAUCCUACGGGAUAUUAUGUUGAAUGUGUGCUUAGUGUGAUUUGCAGCUACACUAAAGUGAAGUGGUUUGUGCCGUGACAAAAAAAUCGUCUUAUCGGCCUCUUGCAGUCAUUAGCCGGUCGUGCAUGAUUCCAAAAAGGAGUUUGCAGUGAACUAACUCAUCACGAAUAACUAAUAAGGAAGCAGCAAGAUGGCGGACACGGAUACGGAGACGCUGCCGAACGGCACCGGGCCCCUCUCGGCCGAGGAGGAGGAGCGGCUGAAGCAGCGCCCUGCAGACAUCGACGCUGAUGUCCGUGAGAUGGAGCGACGGAAGCGAGUGGAAGCGCUGAUGUCGUCCAAGCUGUUCCGUGAGGAGCUGGAGAGGGUCCUGGAUCAGCAGAUGCACGAAGGGAAUGACGCUCCACUGCUGCAGCGGAUCAGGGAGAUGGUUGGCGGAAGAUUGCAUACUGGCAGCCUGAGGGGUCCCAGCUGUGUCCUUCCCAUCAACGACAUCCGAGGCAUCGAGGGUGUGGGCUAUGAGAAGGGAGAGAAGAUCCUACGGUGCAAGCUGGCCGCGGUGUACCGUCUUGUGGAUUUAUUUGGAUGGACUCAGACAAGCACCAGUGGUCAGAUAACUGCCCGGCUGAACACCGCGGUGGAGUCGGUCCUUACCACGCCCCGCGGCCUCUUGCCGCACGAGGUGACCGCCUCGUCGCUGGUCAAGGUGGACAUGCAGGGCGCCGUGCAGGACCAGGGCACCACCAACUUCCCCGUCAACGUUGAGGGCUUCUCCCUCCACGCGUCCGUGCACGCGGCGCGGCCGGACGUGCGCUGCGUGCUGCACGUGCGGUCGACGGGCGCGCUGGCCGUGUCCGCCACGCGGCGCGGCCUGCUGCCGCUGUGCAACGAGGCCGCGCUGCUGGGGGACGUGGCUUACCAUCGCGUACCCAACGGUCUUCUGGAUAACGAGGAACAGGAGAAGCUCGUCCGAGCCCUGGGCCCUCACGCCAAGAUCCUGAUGCUGUCUGGAGGUGGCGCUCUCUGCUGCGGAGCAACCUUGGAGGAAGCCUUCUAUCAGGCCAAGAACCUGAAUGCUGCCUGCGAGGUUCAGCUUCGUCUGGCAUCACUGCCACUGGAUGAACUGACGCUGCUUGAUGAGGAGACUAGGAGACAGAUGUACGAGUCGUCUCGCAAGCCUCCUACCGACUCGGCCAAGUGGCGCGUGGGAGGCGAGGAGUUUGAGGCGCUCAUGCGGAUGUUGGACAACGCUGGUUUCCGCACCGGGUACAUCUACCGGCACCCACUUGUCAAGAACGAUGUACCAAGGCCCAAGAACGAUGUGGAGGUUCCACCGGCGGUGUCCUCACUCGGAUACCUCUUGGAGGAAGAGGAACUCUACAAACAGGGAUUGUGGAAGAAAGGAGGGUUGAAGGCUGGCGAGCGCACGCGCUGGCUGAACUCGCCCAACGUGUACCAGAAGGUGGAGGUGCUGGAGACCGGCACGCACGACCCCAAGAAGAUCACCAAGUGGGUGGACGCUAACAACGAAGAGUGGAUACAAGACGGAUCGCCGGCGCAUGCGGGAACACCAGUGAAGAUCGACACUCUACAGUUUGUGCCCAAAAACACCAACCCCAAGGAAUUCAAGCAAUUGCAGCAACAGAUUAAAGAAAACCGUCGUGCCGACAAGAUUAGCGCUGGACCACAAUCGCAUAUUCUAGAGGGUGUGACGUGGGAUGAGGCAGCUAAACUGGUCGGCGAGGACGCGGCCAACACGCACACUGGGGACCAUGUCGUUUUGAUGGGAGCAGCGUCUAAGGGGAUAAUCCAGCGCGGCUACCAGCACAACGCUACGAUGUACAGCGCGCCGUACGCCAGGAACCCCUUCGACCACGUGACCGACACCGAGAUAGACGACUACCGCCGCACUGUCGAGCGGAAACAACGCCCCGACUAUGACACAGACAUAUCUGAAUCGGAGGCGGUGAGCGCGGCGCAAGUGACGUCACCCAACACUGCUCCGUCCGACACCGAGGAUGAGUCGCGGGAUGAACAACGCGUUUUGCGGAUAGAGACCAAGCAAGCGCCGGUGCGCAGCCAACCGGAGGUUGUUCUAAGCGAUGUGGACGCGACAGAUUUCUUGAAUGCCGAGCGGACUCACGCCGACCGGACUAGAGAUUCGCAACGGGACCCGAAUCUACUGUCUGAUGACGAAGUGUUCCUGGACUCCACGUCGUCCGUACCGUCGGGGUCUGCCUCUGUGCCUAUUCAAGGACCAGUCGUGAUUCGAACCCAGUAUACUGCCGUUCAUGGCACGGUGGGCAAAGGCGAGCACACAGUCAACGGUGACCAUUCCGACGCUCACCAGAGCACCUUCUCGCACAGCAGUAAAGAGGGUUCUCCCUCUAAGGAGGUGUCAACAGAGGAGUCUCCCAAGAAGGACAAAAAGAAGAAGAAGGGUCUGCGCACGCCCUCCUUCCUCAAGAAGAAGAAGGAGAAGAAGAAGGACAAAUCCGCGCCGCAGCCCGCGUAGAGAUAAAACUCAAAAACAACACUGCCAUCUCGCUUUCAAAAGUAUUUUUAAGAGUUCCCAAAAUUAUUGCAAAUCGCUGUUAUGCCGCUUUUUCCAUGAAUACUGUAAAAUACGCAAAUUACACCCGCUCUAAUGUACUGUUCACUAUUUGACGAGUCGGUUUAGUGUUGUACGUAACGUAUCAAAUCGACUAUCGAUAGUCUAGCUAUUGUAUUGUACGUGAAUUUGACAGAUUGGUUUAGUGUUGUCUGAAUCGUGUAUCGAUAAUUUUAUUUAUCGAUAUCCAUAGUGGUAGGAGAUCGUUUUUCUAUUAAGAUCUUCAUUUUAUUGUACGCGAAUAUAAUUCUAUGGUAUAGUUUCUGUACCAUAAAUGACAGUUUUUAGUACUUUCGUGUAUUAUUUACUGUCAAAAUUAAAAAUCAUCGAUCGAUAUCUUAGCAUACAUGACAUAGAAAAUGGUGUAGUAUGAGACUCCAACUUCAAAUAGUAAACAGUAUGAAUGACUGGGUAUAGAAAAGUUCGCGUAAACCCACCUUGGCGUUAAUGUGGCCACUUCACGAUAGAUGGCGCUCAAACCGCUUGAGCAUCCGCUCAGUUGCACCUGAGCAUACGCUCAGCUCUGAGCAUUUAGUAGUAAGGUAGAUGCAGACGUAAUUUAUUUGACGAUUUCGAAAAAAAAAUUCAAAACCGACUUCAAUGUAAGUAAAUAAUUAAAGUGUCUGAAAUUAUUAUUGAAAAAAUUAAACUUUGUCAAAUAGUUAAGUAAAUCUUGAACACACAAACAUAUAAUAAAAAACUCGAUUUGUUGAAGUCGGUUGAAUAUAAUGCUCUUUUUUCUUAUGACUUGCCAAGCGUCUUAUGAGAAAUUGAUAUUUUUAACUAUUGAUUUUUUUAUAUAUACUUUCUGUGGCAUGUCUGUACGUUUUCAAUGGGGGUUGUUGCUAUUUAACACAAAAAUAACAUUGAUUAACAAAACAUUUUUUAAAUCUUAUUUUUUUAAUAUUUCCUUAUAUGCUGACCGAGGUAACUGCCAGCCCUCCAGCAAAAAAAUAUUUUAAAAGUAUGUAAAAAUAAACUUUUGCUUUUCUUAUUGUUAACAUUUGCGUCAAUUUUAAUGAUAAAAAUUUUAUUUGAAAAAAAAAGGAGUUAUGUCACAUACGUAUCGAAAGUGAAUACUUAAAAUAGAACACUUGGUUCAAUUUUGUAGAGCACUAUCUCUUCUACUCUCAAGCGUUUUUAUGUUCUGUCCUACUCAUUACUGAGUACGAAUGAUAUACGCCAGGUAGUGAAAAUCAUCUCUAUGUCAUGUAUCAUUGAUAAUGAAGAGAGAUCUACAAUGCUCAAAAGUUAUCUUUGAUUGGAUAACAAUUUAACUUUAAACAUUUAAUAAGAAAUUAAAAACACGACUGUUCUGCCAAAAAAAAAACUAACUAUAAAGUAAAAAAAAAAAAAAAUGGUGCCAUACAGCACUGCUGCCAUGUUGACUUUUUUUUUUUAAUUUAAAGCCAGUAUCGGGAUGAUAUAUUUAAGAAUUGUGACGAUAACCCAAACAUCAAAAUCAAAGCAUUUUGAAGUUAAAGAAACUUGCAUGCAUAUAUACAUACAUGGACCCCGAAAAUAUUACUUUUUUUUAACAGUCGUGUAAAAUAACGGCAACAUUCCCAUUGUAAAACGUUCGGACGUGUAUUUUGGUGCAUUCUUAAUUAUAACUAUUAUUAUAUUAAUUGUAUUUUUUAUAAAUAAAUAAAAUAAAACACAGCAUGUAAUGCUUUCCAUGUUGGGGAGACCCGCGCCAUUCGUGCUUUUUAAAAUGUAAUUGAUAAUUUCAUAGUUUAGCUAGGGAUGCGCAAAUCAUUAAGUAUCGAUAACGAUCGAAAUUUGACAGCUCACUUUUUGACAGUCACCUCUGAUUGGACAAUACUCCCUUACCUAAUGGCUGAAAUGCAUUGUUGCAGAAAAAUACCAUGAAUUCAGCCAUAACAGUUGCUAGCUUUUCCAUAGUCAACCAGUAUAAAUAUCAGUACAAUAAUAAUCAUACUAGUUUUAGAAGGUAUAAGGAUAAGGAACGAUGACAUUCUAAAAAAAAACAUCGCCUAAAAAGACGUGAUAUCGACUAGAUAUAUUUAGAAAUUGAUUAAAAUAUUCAAAUCAAUAUCAAAAAUCAUUUAUUCAUUUAGGGUCAUAAGAGUAUAUUCACCUUUGAAAGGUUAUUCUAGAACAACUCCAAAAUAUCAAAGUAGUUUAACUAAGAAAGCGUCAUAAGCAAAAGUAUCGAUAGCAAAAAAAGUAUGGAGUUCAAGUAAUAUAUCGAUACUUUUUGCGCAUCCCUAAGUUUAGCCGUAAAGUAUCGAUAGCAAAAAAAAGGAAGGAGUUUUAGUAAUAUAUCGAUACUUUUUGCGCAUCCCUAAGUUUAGCCGUUCACUCGGAACGCCAUUUUGGAAAAUCAAGCGGCUCGAUGUGUUCGGAAAAAUAUUAUUAAAAAUAAAGUAUAAUAAUAAUAUAUAGCACUAUCGAUGUAACGUUAAGAAAUUAUUAUUGGCUAGCCUACAACUUUUGUAGAUUUUUUAACUUAUUUUUAUUUUCCCGUUUUUUUUUCGAUUCCAUGUGUUAUUGGGACGUAAUUUGAACGUUUAUUCAAGAUGGUGGACGCUCUAUUAAAAAAAACCCAUUGAUAUUAAAACAAUUACGCGAAUUUAUUAAUAUAUUACAAUAUAUUACCUCAUUUUUGCCAUAAUUAUUUUAAUCCGCCUUUAAAUGGUUUUACGUAUACACCAAAAAAAAAAAAAGAAAAAAAAGACAGUCCGCCAUCUUGAAUAGAUUAAGAAAAAAAAAUACAGUACAUCUUUUUAUUAAUACGUAGGAAGUUAAGGCCCAGUUUUAUUUUUACUACUAUUUUUUUUUUCUGUCAAGUUCGGGGGCCUUUUCAAUUUGACAUUACCUAGAGUAAGUCUAGAGUUGUUAAAAUGACAAGUUGAUUUUUUUAUAAUUAUUAUUAUUAAUUAAUUGAAUAUUAUUAAUAAUAAUAAUAAUAUGUUUAUAUGGAUAGAGUGUUUCGAAAAGUUGCAUUUUGUGAAAAAAAAAUCUGUUCUAAGCAUUCUUCUGUUUAUAUUUAAAAACAAAAAACAAUUUUAGAUUGUAUAACAGUGGUGUCGAUUCUAAUAUCCUUCUCUAAACUAAAUUUACAGUAUCUGCAUCUUUUCCUUUUUAUUAAUAUUAAAUUAACUUAGUUUUAUCUUUUAGUUAUAAAAAACAGCAUGCUCAAGACUGGCCCAUAAAAUUUGACAGUUCUAUUACUAAAGUCUAAAAUAUGUUUGUCCUUUUCUUAUUACAUUGGUAAGAAAAAGAUGCAAAUACUCUAUUUUGUUGGUAUCUGAAUCAACACCAAUAUAUUAUUAAUUGUAAUCUUUUGAAGUUAUGGACACACGGCAAUGUAUGCAAGAUAAAAUAAAAUAAAAUUUGUUUUCGUGUAAUUUGUAAUAAAAUAAAUUAUUAGUUUUACUCUCUCGGGACUUUUUAUUUCCUUCCGUCACAACAGUGUUGCCAGAUGUAAAUAAGUCUGGUGGAAACUUUUUAGAUUUAAGUUUUUUAGCUUAAAAGAGUUUAUUUGUAUCAUGUAUUUUUUUAUUUCUACAAUAUAUGCUGUUUGAAAGUUUAUUAUGGA
This is a messenger RNA of Maniola jurtina (meadow brown), 6382 nucleotides long. RefSeq names its product protein hu-li tai shao (gene hts). The coding region runs from base 397 to 2721 and encodes 774 amino acids. The record is from RefSeq and is a predicted model, not a curated record. Lineage: Eukaryota; Metazoa; Arthropoda; Insecta; Lepidoptera; Nymphalidae. The transcript is spliced from 22 exons. Gene Ontology annotation, molecular function: actin filament binding. Gene Ontology annotation, cellular component: cytoskeleton; plasma membrane; postsynaptic density.